CUCACAAGAUUCCACAUGGCGGCCAUGUUGACAUCAUCCAGCAUGAAGGCGGCUUGGAUUGCCUACAUCUUGGCUGUGACUGCUUACCAGUGCAGAGGACAAGAAUCCACAACAGUUUCAGGAAAUUUGAAGUGUGUUGAUGACGGAGACUGCAGUCAGAAUGCUAACUGCAGAGAAGACUUAUGUGAAUGCAAAGAUGGGUUUUACAGUGAUGGUGCAAACUGUAAGAAAAAACACUAUCCUGGAACCACCUGUGAUAAUGAUGAGCAGUGCGUGACAGAUUCGAAUUGCGAACCCAGUUCUAAGACGUGUCAGUGUAACAGAGACUUCUACAAGUCAGCACACAGGUGUUUUCCGAGAAUUGCUCUCCUAGGUUAUUGUCCUACAUUGACCUCCACAAACCAAUGUGUUGAGAAUGCAUCAUGUGUCAGCAGUUCAACAAUGCCUUAUUCAGUCUGCCAGUGUUAUUCAGAGUAUUACAUGCACAACAACAUGUGUCUUCCAAAAAUAGCUCCACAAGAAGUUUGCAGUCAGUCUGGUCCUGUUGAUCAGUGUGUUAAAGGCGCAUCCUGUGUUUACAUGGCUACACGUUCUACUAAAGUGUGUCAAUGUGAUACAGGAUUUUACACAUAUGACCGCAUGUGUAUUCCAGAAAUAAUGCCUGGAAAUAGUUGUGGACCUCCUGACCGAUGUAUUAAGAAUGCUGAAUGUGACCCGAUUAAAUCAACAUGCAAAUGUCUGCAGUCAUUUUUCUUUUCAACUGAUAAAUGUAUUCCCAUUUCUUAUUUAAUCCCAAGAGAUGCGACUGUUAGCGAAGUCGGUGCAUUUAAUGUAACCAUCGAAUGGAUGCCCCCAGAUGUCAGCGGUCCUUCAUUUGAAUACAAGAUUGAGACUUCCCCAUCCGACACACCUCCAGUUACCACUAAUAUGUCAAUGUACACAUUACAAAAGCUGAUUCCAGGGGAAUUGUACAACAUCUCUCUGAGGACCAUGAUACUGGACACAGAUUCAGUAAGAAAGGAAUCUCCACCAGUUAAUAUUAUACAGCAAACACGUCCUGAUAAACCAUGGAUAACAGACAAAGAUAGCAGUGUUCCCAUGUCCUUGACAUUUGCGUGGACAGUGAAAGGUUAUUUCGACACAUUCACUAGUACACUGUGUGAAUGUGAUAAUUCCUGUAAUAAACAAUGUCAACAUUUUACAACAAAGAGCAAAUCUGAAUCAUUUAAGAACCUCAAAAGCUACACCAGAUACAAGCUGAAUGUUACUGCUAGACAGGGAAGUCUUACCGGAGAGACCACUGUUGUUUAUAAGACAACGAAAAGUGAUGCUCCUGAUAGUGUGAUGGACCUGCAAAUGGUAGACAUAGAAGCUACAAGUUUUUCUGUGAUGUUUUCCAACUCUACUAAUGUGGUUGCCUAUCAGAUUGCCAUUAACAACACAGCCAGGAAAUCUUCUGAUUGUGUUAUGCUUAGAAUCAAUGGAACAACAUGUAGUAAGCUGACCAACUGGGUAAGCUGUAACUCAACCUCCAACUUCUCUGUGAACAGUUCUUCAGUUUUGUAUUCAGGUUUUGUCGAUGCUAUGCCUGAUUCUGAGUACUCUGUUACUGUGUGGGCCUGGAAAUGCUAUGCUGUUCAUAGGAGAAGCCCACCUACCAUUGUUUACAACAAAACAAAAAUUGCAGUUCCCGGUGUUAUUUCCAGCCCAGUUGUAAGUGUAAUUACACCCAUUCCAAACCAAAGUGCACUUGUUACUGUGAACGUUACCUGGCUGCCCCCUCAACCUCGGCCUGGUCCCACCAACUACAUCGUCAACGUCUGGGAUGCUGUCGACAAUGUCACCUUCUAUUAUGGAUGCUCAAGUCAUGAUUAUGAGAACACCAGCUGUCUGAUAGAAGUUCUUCAGCCGUUCUGGGAAUACUAUUUUACCAUUUAUGCUGAGACUUCGGCUGGGAGGAGUUCUGAAGUCACGUCAGUGUUGAUUGUUACACCUGAAUCAGAUCCAGGAUUACCAAAAUCAGUCAAAGUUUUCAAGGAUCCGGGUAGUUACCACCUUGGUCAGUUGACUAUGGAGGAUCCAGAGCCAAAGGAUAGAAAUACAUUUAUUACUGGAUAUAACUUAAUUGUCGUCAACAGUUCAUCACAACAGAAUUUCACUAGAUCUAGUUUUUUUGUACUUGGAAAUUUAAGUGAUGCUGAUUACAGAAGAAGUGAUAGCAUGCGUUAUUUGUUCCGUUUUGAUGUGAUCCCAGGCAUUUCCUACAAGCUAUGGCUUUAUGCACUGGGUCGAAACAACAGAACUAGUGGUACAGUGAUGAAAAACUAUGAUGCUGUUGUGGGAAGACCCCCUGCAUGGACGGGCAGUCAAGUUGCCGGGCCUGCUUUGGAAACGUCCACCACUUCUUUUGUGGUGGAAUUCGCCGAUGCUUCAUUUUUCAAUGACGGUACAAAUGGACAAAUUCAACGCCGCGGCUUGAUCAUUUCAAACUUCGACUGGGAACCUUCGUUGCAGCACUUUAACUUCAGUGGAAGUUCACUUGACACCCGUACAUGGCAAGAUGCACAGAAAUACAUAAGCGAAGGUCUCCCAUAUUUUUACCAAGUUGUCUUCAGUGAGCUCAAAGCUCAGCAAAGCGGUAAACUGCAGAUUCAGAUUGGUCAUGAUGUUGAUUGUACUGUUAAAUCUAGCGUGUAUUGUAAUGGAAAACUCCAGGAAGAGACAGUUUACUUUGUUAGAGGUUUCGCCUGUACAGUGGCUGGAUGCACGCUAUCCCCUUCAGCUGGACCUUAUGAGACUGCAGGUGAUGAUGAGAGUAGCUCUGCUGGAAUGUAUGCAGGAAUCUUUGUCCCACUUAUCCUCAUCCUGUUCCUUGCUCCACUUCUAAUCUGGCUUAAAAGGCAUAGACGUGUUGUCAGCAAGCGGUCAUCUAGUCUGUCGCUGGUUCAUAUCAACAUGCCCUGUGCCUCACGUACCAGACCUGUAAAGUUAUCAGAAUUGAAGGCAAAGGUGGCAGACAUGCACAAAAAUUCUAAUCUUCAUUUUGCAUCAGAAUAUUGUGAUAUUAACAGUCUGAGUCCAUUCCAUCCAACAAAUGUAUCACAGCUGGAUGAAAAUAAACAGAAAAACAGAUUUACAAAUGUUAUUCCUUAUGAUCAUAGUCGAGUGUGUCUGAAACAAAUUGACGAUGAUGAAACUUCUGAUUACAUCAAUGCUAGUUAUAUUGAUGGUUACAACAAAGAAAAUGAAUACAUUGCCGCCCAGGGCCCUCUGCCUUCAACUGUUGAUGACUUCUGGAGAAUGAUCUGGGAACAGGAUGUUGCUAUUAUUGUCAUGGUUACACCUCUCAAGGAAGGUGGAAAAAUAAAAUGUGAACAGUAUUGGCCUGAAGAUGUUUUUGAUCCCCGGCAGUACGGUGAAGUGAUUGUGGAGAACACGUCUUCUUCAACAGUGAACAUAUACAACCUGUCCGUCUUUAGAAUAAAGCACACACAGAAUGCUGAUGAAGUUCAUACAGUCUACCAUUUCCACUUUCUCAACUGGCGUGACAUGACUGCUGACCUUGAAGCUCACAAUCUGCUGAAGUUCGUCAAGACAGUCCGGUCGUAUGUCCGCGGGGACAUGAAGGGACCCAUUUUGGUGCACUGCAGUGCUGGUGUUGGCAGAACUGGGACGUUCAUCACCAUUGACUACUUGUGUCAGUUCAUCAAAGAACAUGAACUCGAAGAUGAAGUGGACAUCUUUGGCUUUGUUUUAAAGAUGAGAGAUCGAAGAGUCAUCAUGGUUCAAGCUGAGUCACAGUAUAGCUUUAUCCAUGAUGCUGCCAUGGAAUUGAUAGAUGAGAAGCAGAAUGUGGUGGAGUUGUCGGACAGCCAGGAUCUGAACGUGAACUCACCUGACAAACUGUACGUCAACGUCACGGACCAGUCCUCCAGUCCUCAGACUACAUACAGCAACGUGGACGAGCUGGCUUCUUCUGAGACCACGUGCAUCAAUGCUAGGGAGAAUGGUGGUUCCCCGACUUCUGAUAAUAGUCCGAUCACCAAUAGCUUGUUGACAUCAUCCAGCACCACUAAGCUGAUAACUACUGAACUGUGAUGUGUCAUGUACAUGAUACUGGAAUGUCUGUUGUUGAUACUGAAAUGAGAUGUGUCAUGUACAUGAUACUGGAAUGUCUCUUGUUGAUACUGAACUGUGAUGUAUCAUGUACAUGAUACUGGAAUGUCUCUUGUUGAUACUGAACUGUGAUGUAUCAUGUACAUGAUACUGGAAUGUCUCUUGUUGAUACUGAACUGUGAUGUAUUAUGUACAUGAUACUGGAAUGUCUCUUGUUGAUACUGAACUGUGAUGUGUCAUGUACAUGAUACUGGAAUGUCUCUUGUUGAUACUGAACUGUGAUGUGUCAUGUACAUGAUACUGGAAUGUCUCUUGUUGAUACUGAACUGUGAUGUAUGAUGUACAUGAUACUGGAAUGUCUCUUGUUGAUACUGAACUGUGAUGUGUCAUGUACAUGAUAUUGGAAUGUCUGUUGUUGAUACUGAAAUGUGAUGUGUGAUGUACAUGAUACUGGAAAUGUCUGUUGUUGAUACUGAAAUGAGAUGUGUUAUGUACAUGAUACUGGAUUGUCUGUUGUUAAUACUGAAAUGAGAUGUGUUAUGUACAUGAUACUGGAUUGUCUGUUGUUGAUACUGAAAUGAGAUGUGUUAUGUACAUGAUACUGGAUUGUCUGUUGUUGAUACUGAAAUAAGAUGUGUUAUGUACAUGAUACUGGAUUGUCUGUUGUUGAUACUGAAAUGUGAUGUGUUAUGCACAUGAUGCUGGUGUGUCUGAUGUUGAUACUGAACUGUGAUGUAUUAUGUACAUGAUACUGGAAUGUCUGUUGUUGAUACUGAACUGUGAUGUGUUAUGUACAUGAUACUGGAAUAUCUGUUGUUGAUAUUGAACUGUGAUGUGUUAUGUACAUGAUACUGAACUGUGAUGUAUUAUGUACAUGAUACUGGAAUGUCUGUUGUCAAUACUCAACUGUGAUGUGUUCUGUGUGUUAAUGUCAUAUGUGCCAAUGUAUCCAAGAUGGGUUGCUGUGUUUGAGAUCUAGUCAAGAAAACAGUAUUGGAUCAGUUAUUUUAAGUCUUUUUUUUUUGCUAUACGGAAUAAUGUUUUACUUGUGUGCACUACAUACAUGUAUAUAUAACAAAUGUGUUUUGGAUACCAGAAUAUGAAUUAUUUGUUCCAUGACAACAAGAGGAAACAUGGAAAACCAUGUGUUUUAUAUAAUUUUUUAUGUAAAAGUGUAAUAUUUUAUCGAAUAAGUGCCAAAACUGCCCACCACCCCUUGCAGUGUUGUUAAGUGCUGAUUUCCCACCCAGAACCCAAACAUACCCCACCCAUUGGAUUUGUUAAUGAUUUUAUUGAUCAACCAGGUCAAGUGAUGACAUGAUUGAUAUUUGUUAAGAUUAAUGUACUCCACCUGUUUGAUAAACAUUUUACUGUAAUUGAACGACAGAAGAAAUAAUAAAUACUAGUAUCUUUGACAAAAUUUACAUUAUAUGCUGUGCAUAUAUUGUUACAUAGUUAAUGUUUUUAUUUCAUUCCAUAGUACUGUUCUUCAUAACAAUUAAAACUUAGUCAUCCAUUCUUUGUGUAUUGAUUGUGCAUAACAGAUUGUUAUAUUUUUGUUACUGAUGUAGUGUGUGCAGAGUUAUGCCCCUUGUUUACCAGAUAAUAAUCAACCACAGAAAGGUUGAUUGACCAGUCUUCGCUCUGAAUAAACUCAAAUAUAGCUGAAGAUCACUGUCAUGAAAUAGUGCUAAGCGAGCAGUCACAUGAAGUUUAAAAUAAAAUGUAUUAAAAGCUUUAAAGACAAUUAAUCUGCUACUUUCCUUAAAUGUUUCAGCCAAGUGUAGAGGUAGCGUAAGUGAUCACUCGCUUGUUCUGGCAAAGACUGAUAGGUGGCAUUGCUGCGCAUAUCCUGUACAUUUUUAAAAUUGCCUGAACAAUAGUUACUUGCAUUAAUUACCAUAAAUGUAUAACCUAAUCAGGGUUCAUAAUUAUGUGACUUUUAUAUCAAGUAUUAAAUUGUAUACUAGAAGUUGUGUUCCAUAUUUGCCAUUUGAUAAUUCCCAAAUAGCUUCUGUAUCCAGUAUUUUUUUAGGUUGCUUAAACUGACAUUGGGCUUGCAUAAAUAUUUAUUUUGGAUAUACACUCAGACCUUGUUACAACGACCAUCGGUACUACGACAUUUACACCAUCCGACCAUAAAUUGUCAAGAAUGAACGUACACCAAUAUUGUUCUGUUCAUUACACUGGAAUUCACACUUUCCGACACCGACAGAGUAAAUUAGGAACAAAUGUGCACCCGACAUCUAAAAGCACCUCUUUACAAUGACAUUACAGAAUCACAGAUGCCGUAGCACGUUGGUAGUAUACAGCCAUUUGGCAUACUUGAUCUCAUCGCAAGCCAAGAGUGUCUGAGUUACUGAUGACAGAACAGAACUUUAUUUUGCUCAGACAAUGGCAAUAUAGGGUUUACAGUAGACAAUAGUAUUAAUACAAAUGCAAUAAAGUAAUAAAGACAAUUGUAUAACACAAAUAAAAUACAAUAAUAAAGACAAUAAUAUAGUACAUAUGGAAUAAAGUAAUGUAACAUUAUUGUCAUUAAUACUAAAUGUACUAAUCAGAUGCACACACAUAUACAUAUAUAACUCUGUAGACGUGUAUUGCUUUUGAAAAUAAGCCUUUAGUCUCAUUCAAACAAUUAAGUCUACUAGUUUUAUGACAUUUUGUCAAUAAAGUAGGCACCAAUCAAUUAAAUUGACUGACUGCGCUUUGAUUAAGAAUAGUAUUGUAUUUAAUGAUGGUCCAUGAUCCAUCCCCGUCAUCGGACCAUUGGGCUAUUUUUCAUUCCAGCCAGUGCACCACGACUGGUAUAUAAAUGCCUAGAUAUGUGCUAUCCUGUUUCUGGGAUGGUGCAUAUAACUGAUACCUUGCUACUAUUGACAACCAAUAACCGAUGAUUAAUACAAAUUUUUAUAAUGACAAUUUCGAUAACAACAAAAUGACUCAGGGAUGAACAUGGUCAUUGUAAUGAGGUCUGACUGUAUUUGGAAAUUUAAAAUGUAAUAAUAAUAAAUUAAAAAGAAAAUAUAGAAAUAAUUUUAGAAAUAAUAUAAUAAUUUUUUAUUUUUUUUGGCCCAAACCGCUGGACACAUUUGAACAACUGGUCCUGAAAUGUCAAUAUAUUUGUAAUUGUAUAUUUUGUGUUUGAUUUCAACUUCCAGUAUAUUGCAUGACAACUGUACCCUAAAAAAAAGUGUAUUUGUUUACUGGGAAUAUAAAUAGUAUUAAAUUUUGUACUAUUAAACAUUCUCAAAUGUUACAUCCAAUCAGAGUUGCAGUUGCAUUUAGUUCCCAAAUACUUGAACCUCUAUAACAUUGAAGUCCCAGAUAAUAUUACCGGUAUAGUGUGAAGCAACCUGAUACUGUUUAUAUAUGUUCUAAAUGAACAAAAUUACACAGUUUGUUAACUAUUUUUGUAUAUAUAUAUAUAUUAGAUUUAAUAAAAGAUCCCACAUUACAUUUUCAUGUGACCUUUGAAGGAGAAUUAAUUGUAAAUUAAAUACAUGCUAAAAAAAAAUCUUGCAUAUAUUUUGUUUAUAUACAAUGCAGUGAGUUCUGAUGAUAAAAUGUUUGUAAAUAGUGUAUUGUUUUAUAGAUAUGUAAUACAUGUUAUAAUUGUUAAUGUACCGUCAAACGUCAUCAUCUCCAGUGGUUCAAGGGAUUGAACCAAACUGUAAAGAUGAUGAUAGCUCCAGAUAAAUAUAGCACUUUUGGCUAAAAAAUUAUGCCAUAGGGGAAUUUCUUGUCCUCAAGAUUUCCUCGGCUAAAGUCUAUUUUCCAUGAAUGUGAUUCUGUGUUUAUCGAUACAGUUCAUAUAUACACAGUGUGUUUCCCAUAUACAUGAUUCUGCAUGCUGUCAUUCAGUGCACUAAGAAUUUUUUUUUUACCAAUGAGUGAUUUUUCCAUGCAUGUAUUUUUCGGAGCGGUAACGUCGAAUUUUGUAUAGUCAUCCACUUGCGAAAUCAAAGAUAUGGAAAAAAAAAAUUCCACGUGUGGAAACAUACAGGCUAAAUCACUUGCAGAAUUGCAUUAAUGGAAUGUGCACUUAAUGCCCAGUGAGAUAACAGGUGGAGAUAAUGAGGUUUGACCAUACAUGUAUGUACUAUAAAUAGUAUAAUAUACUGAUCUCAGCUAUAGAAAAUAUACCAUAUUGGUAAUGGAUAUUGGGGUGAUCGUCGCGUGUGUCUUACUGCAUUAUUUCUGAACAUACUUCAUUUAUUGGGAUGUAUUUUAUAUGUUACUUUAUUUUUAUAUAUUACUCUCUGUAGAUUUACUGCUAAUGGUAAACAAAAGAAAAUACUCGGCUAAAUACUUAAUAAAUUCUAUUGCAUACAAAACUGA
Messenger RNA from Gigantopelta aegis, 8457 nucleotides. Its product is annotated as tyrosine-protein phosphatase 10D-like. Gene Ontology annotation, biological process: protein dephosphorylation. Bases 16 to 4098 code for a protein of 1360 amino acids. The record is from RefSeq and is a predicted model, not a curated record. Lineage: Eukaryota; Metazoa; Mollusca; Gastropoda; Neomphalida; Peltospiridae. The transcript has 31 exons. Gene Ontology annotation, molecular function: protein tyrosine phosphatase activity; protein binding.